AUGACAAACAACCUUCCUAGUCAAAUAAAGAUCGGCUCGUGGAACACAGGAGGACUACGAACAAACCAAAACACCAUGGGAGUGAUCUUGGAGGAAGAAGAUUACGAUAUCUUCGCUACACAAGAAACGAGAUUGCCAGGUGACACACACAGAUUCGCCUGGCCAGGCUACAACGUUUAUAGAUACGAUAUAAACGGACGCUCCGGAGGUACAACGAUCUUAGUGAAAAAAGAGUUGUGCCAACACCGAAUAAACUCACCGGACGGACUACUUAGCAUGGAGGCGACAAUAGUAGUCAUUAAAACAUCAUACGGCGAUAUUAGGAGAUCUGAAUGCCAAGUCCCCUGCGUGGUACUGCAUAAGAAGAAACAGACAAGGAGAAACUUGGAGAAGAUCAUAGAAGAUCACCCAUCCUAUCAAGCGAUAGGACCAGUAAGACCGACACACUACCCACCAAACGGAGGAAGGCCCGAGGUUAUAGACAUCGCUGUGUUGAGAGACAUGACGAUGCCUGUAGAAAUCGGGACCAUAGACGGCGGCGACACUCACUCAGCAAUCAUCGUCACUAUUGGUAGCGGCAACAGACAAACAGGAAGAACCGUGAGAAAAACCAACUGGGAUAAAUUCAGAAGGCUAACAGGACAGCUGUUAGGACCAAUCACGGAAAUAAAAAGCAAGGAGAUGCUAGAAGAACAGGUCUGUUUCUUCGAAGAAGCACUAUCAGAAGCGAUAGAACGAAGUACCACAAUGACCGUAUCAGACAAAUACGGCAGAUUCAAAAAUAUAAGCGACGAUCUGGGAAAUCUGAUUAGGGAGAAAAAUCGAAUAGCUAGAAGAGCCCAAAGGACACAAAACCCAGAAGAAAGAAGGAGAGUCAGGGAAAUGAAACAGGAAAUUCAAGAAAAAUUACAGGAUCACAGGAGCGAGGAAUGGAAAAGAAGGAUAAACGAAUUAGACCCGCAAGAACCCGGAUUAUGGAACAUAUCUAAAGUACUAAAAGAAGAAAGUAAACCAAUACCACCAAUACACGGAAGCAAAGGGAUGGCGUACACAGACAAAGAGAAGGCAGAAGAGCUGAAAAACACAAUGAAACUUCAGUUCACACUGAACGAACAUCCCGACGAAGACAUGGACUUCUCAGACAUGAUAAAAAAAACAUCAACGAAUACCUAG
Messenger RNA from Diorhabda sublineata, 1173 nucleotides. RefSeq lists its product as uncharacterized. The transcript has a single exon. NCBI's taxonomy places the organism in Eukaryota, Metazoa, Arthropoda, Insecta, Coleoptera, Chrysomelidae. The record is from RefSeq and is a predicted model, not a curated record. The coding region runs from base 1 to 1173 and encodes 390 amino acids.